Messenger RNA from Danio aesculapii, 1119 nucleotides. RefSeq names its product iodotyrosine deiodinase (gene iyd). Gene Ontology annotation, molecular function: oxidoreductase activity. The record is from RefSeq and is a predicted model, not a curated record. The coding region runs from base 36 to 923 and encodes 295 amino acids. Lineage: Eukaryota; Metazoa; Chordata; Actinopteri; Cypriniformes; Danionidae. The transcript has 5 exons.
GUGAACUUGAGAACUUCAUACUUCAGUCGUUCACCAUGGCCGUGUUUUCUUCUCUUACUCCGGUGUUCGUAGCGGUUUUGUGUGUGAUUAUCGGAUUUCUCUUCAAAAACUCCCAGAGGAAAGAGAGCAGAUCAAAGCAGAAGUCUUCAGACCAGACAGCCAGACCAUGGGUGGACGAGGAUCUGCAGGAUGAUACAGAAAUCAGCACUAAAGACAACGAGGAAGAUAACGAAGACUGGAUGGACACAACAGAGGAAGAAAACUUACCUCAUGUCCCCUACAGCCCAGUCCAGUACUCGGUUUCUGAGAUGCUGGACCGCUCCGAGAGGUUUUACUCGCUCAUGAAUCUGAGACGGUCUGUCCGCUUCAUCAGUCCAGAAUCUGUACCCAAAGAAGUGAUUGACAAUGUCAUUCGCACCGCAGGCACUGCACCUAGUGGAGCUCACACUGAGCCCUGGACGUUUGUGGUGGUUUCUGACACUGACGUCAAACACCGGAUCAGAGAGAUCAUUGAGGAGGAAGAGGAGAUCAACUACAAGCAAAGAAUGGGAGACAAGUGGGUCCAGGACCUAAAGAGACUACGGACAAACUGGGUGAAGGAGUAUUUAGAUGUCGCUCCGUAUCUGAUUCUAGUAUUUAAGCAGGCGUAUGGAGUUCUGCCCGGGGGCAAGAAAAAGACUCACUAUUACAAUGAAAUCAGCGUGUCCAUUUCCUGUGGCAUUCUGCUGGCUGCUCUGCAGAAUGCCGGUCUGGUUACCGUGACGACGACUCCUCUGAACUGCGGCCCUCAGCUCAGAUCUCUCCUCCAGAGACCAGCCAAUGAGAAGCUUCUGAUGUUACUUCCUGUUGGCUUCCCUGCAUCUGACGCCAAAGUGCCCGACCUCAAGCGAAAAGAUCUGAACGACAUCAUGGUGCUCGUGUGACAUCAUUACUGAGAAUAUAACAUUAUAAACAGACCAAAUGAUGCACCUAUUUUCAAUGAAUGUUUGUGUGAUGGAAAUGAGGGUUUGGAAUAAUAUCUUUAUAUCUUACCACAAUACAGUAAUGUAAGCUUCACAUAGUGAGAUCUGCUGUGAUUUGGCAAACAUUAAAUAAAUGUUUUAGCAUUUUUUAAUUAUG